Molecule: messenger RNA, 6416 nt
Organism: Xyrauchen texanus (razorback sucker)
Lineage: Eukaryota; Metazoa; Chordata; Actinopteri; Cypriniformes; Catostomidae
Product: fibroblast growth factor receptor 3
Exons: 18
Coding region: 575-3034 (819 amino acids)
Biological process (GO): positive regulation of MAPK cascade; protein phosphorylation; multicellular organism development
Cellular component (GO): signaling receptor complex; membrane
Molecular function (GO): fibroblast growth factor binding; fibroblast growth factor receptor activity; ATP binding
Source: RefSeq, a predicted model, not a curated record
GUUAGUGGGAGUCUGUGAGCCAAGCUUUCACACACAGCAACAAACGCCCCGCACCUCACAACCAACCCAGCGGCGCAGCGGAGCAGUUGUGCCCGGACAGCGCAGCGGAAAAGAGCAGAGCGCUUCAUUAGAUGAUGAAAUUUAGUGUGAUUUUUAAUACAUCUGUGAACGCUUUUCAGCGGUUUAAGGACUGGACAGAGUUGGACAGUUCAAUGCUGUGUGGUGAAUACGGCUUUAUUCUGAAACAGUCGGCUGACUACACGCCUGUCAAAGAAAGAUUUUCUUGACGGAGCCCAACGCUUGGAUUUGUAAACUUAAGUUUUGUCUUCUCUUUCUUUUCUUUUCUUUUCUUUUCUUUUCUUUUCUACGGAGUUGGCUCCUGAAUGUAAUUCACGAAACAUCUGGAGGGACCUCGCAACCAAUCUUUCUCAAAGAUUCAAUCAAAAUAGCCUACUUAAUUGUGACCUCGAAAAGGAUUACUUCCAAAAAGGGAAUCUUUGGUGUGGGACCAGCAUCGUUUUGGACAGGUGUGUGUGGCAGCGCUACAUUGACAGCAUGUGUGUAACGGUAGAGGAUGUCUAAAUCUGGUCUCCGUAGUGAGGACACUCGUCCCUGCGCCGCUCCGCCCGGGAUGGUCACACUCUGUCUCCUCCUGUACCUUACGGCACUUGUCUUCCCUCUGGUAUACAGCGCCCGUCUGGUGUCCCCAGAGCCCACAGACUGGGUGUCAAGUGAGGUGGAGGUAUAUCUGGAGGACUAUGUGGCAGGAGUCGGAGACACUGUGGAUCUCUCCUGCACUCCACAUGACUUCCUGGUCCCCGUCGUGUGGCAGAAAGAUGGCGACACUGUGUCAACUAGCAACCAUACGCGGGUGGUGCAAAAAGUGCUCCGCAUCAUCAACGUCUCCUAUGAAGACUCGGGGGUGUACUCCUGUAGACACGCCCACAACAGCAUGCUACUAAGCAACUAUACCAUCAGAGUCACUGAUUCCUUGUCUUCUGGCGAUGAUGAGGAUUAUGAUGAAGAAGAGGACGAUGCAGGUAAUGGAAAUGAAGCUCCAUACUGGACCCGCUCUGACCGGAUGGAAAAGAAGCUUUUGGCUGUUCCUGCUGCCAAUACGGUGAAGUUCCGAUGUCCUGCUGCUGGCAACCCGACACCCACCAUCCACUGGCUGAAAAAUGGGAAAGAAUUCAAGGGAGAGCAGAGAAUGGGUGGGAUUAAAUUGAGACAUCAGCAGUGGAGUUUGGUAAUGGAGAGUGCUGUUCCAUCUGACCGAGGAAACUACACAUGUGUGGUGCAGAACAAAUACGGGACAAUCAAGCACACUUACCAGCUUGAUGUGCUAGAACGCUCCCCUCACCGGCCCAUCCUACAGGCAGGACUCCCAGCCAAUCAGACGGUGGUGGUGGGCAGUGAUGUAGAGUUCCACUGUAAGGUGUACAGUGAUGCUCAGCCACACAUCCAGUGGCUCAAACACAUCGAGGUGAAUGGAAGCCAGCAUGGGCCCAAUGGCGCCCCCUAUGUCAACAUCCUUAAGAGUUUUGUCAGUAAGGUUAAAGAGGCCCACGAUAUGCUGACUCUGUAUAAUGUGUCAGAGAGAGAUGCUGGCCAGUACUGGUGCAGAGCCCACAACUUUUUAGGCAUGUCAGAAAAUGCAUUCUGGCUCACAGUGUCCCAGCCAGCGGUGGAGAUGGAGAGAGAGGAUGAUUACGCUGACAUUCUCAUCUAUGUGACGGGCUGCGUGCUCUUCAUCCUUACGAUGGUCAUCAUUAUCCUGUGUCGUAUGCGGAUGAACACUCAGAAGACGCUCCCCUCACCGCCCGUGCAAAAACUGUCCAAAUUCCCCCUCAAGAGACAGCAGGUGUCCUUGGAAUCGAAUUCUUCCAUGAAUUCAAAUACCCCAUUGGUCAGGAUUGCCCGCCUGUCAUCCAGCGAUGGACCGAUGCUGCCCAACGUUUCUGAGCUCGAACUGCCCUCUGACCCCAAAUGGGAGUAUACUCGUACAAAACUAACACUGGGAAAACCGCUGGGAGAGGGCUGCUUUGGGCAGGUGGUGAUGGCUGAAGCCAUUGGGAUUGACAAAGAGAAACCCAAUAAACCUCUCACUGUUGCUGUCAAGAUGCUCAAAGAUGAUGGCACAGAUAAGGACCUGUCGGACCUUGUGUCUGAAAUGGAGAUGAUGAAGAUGAUCGGAAAACACAAGAAUAUCAUCAACCUGCUGGGAGCAUGUACACAAGACGGUCCUCUGUAUGUGUUAGUGGAAUAUGCUUCUAAAGGGAAUCUUAGGGAAUACUUGCGUGCAAGAAGGCCACCUGGGAUGGACUACUCAUUUGACACCUGUAAGAUCCCAAACGAAACUCUGACUUUUAAAGACCUGGUGUCCUGUGCCUAUCAAGUCGCUAGGGGUAUGGAAUACCUGGCCUCAAAGAAGUGUAUCCAUAGAGACCUAGCGGCCCGGAAUGUUCUAGUUACCGAUGACAAUGUGAUGAAGAUCGCAGACUUCGGCCUGGCUAGAGACGUGCACAACAUAGACUACUAUAAGAAGACCACCAACGGUCGUCUACCCGUCAAAUGGAUGGCACCAGAGGCGCUGUUCGACCGUGUCUACACACACCAGAGUGAUGUGUGGUCUUACGGUGUGUUGUUGUGGGAGAUUUUCACACUGGGUGGCUCACCAUACCCAGGUAUCCCAGUAGAGGAGCUCUUUAAACUGCUGAAGGAGGGCCAUCGAAUGGACAAACCUGCCAACUGCACUCAUGAACUGUAUAUGAUUAUGCGAGAGUGUUGGCAUGCUGUUCCUUCCCAAAGGCCAACGUUCAGACAGCUGGUGGAGGAUCACGACAGAGUUCUUUCCAUGACUUCCACUGACGAGUAUCUGGACCUGUCAGUACCAUUCGAGCAGUACUCUCCUACCUGUCCAGACUCCAACAGCACCUGUUCCUCCGGAGACGACUCUGUGUUUGCUCACGACCCCUUACCUGACGAGCCCUGCCUUCCUAAACAUCACCACAGCAAUGGGGUCAUACGAACAUAAGCACCCUAGAGAUGAGUGGUGGUUUAAGAGUCAUAGGGAUAUGCUUUGGAGGAAGGCCUGGGACCUUUCUGAACAUUUUACUGGACCAGUCUCCAUCCAGCAUCAGUGUUGAUCUCAUGAAACAACGAACGAACAGCUUCAGAGGUGCAACUGUUUGCAGGUCUGAAGGAUGGAUUGUGCUCCUCUGGCUCCUCCUUAUCUUCCAAAUCAUUGUUCAGCUUUUUGGCUUCAAAAAGAGAAUUCCUAUUUUUGUAUUCAGCCAGUUUCAUUUUUCCUUUGUGCUAGACAGUCUGAAGGGUCAAACCAUUCCGUGCCUACCAAAAACAAACAACAGAGACAAAUUGUUGGACAGGAAACAAAAAGAAUGGAUACACACUCUGUUGCUGUGUUCUAAAGUGGCAGUGGCAGAUUCGUCCUGUCAUAGGUGAAGUCUCUUCAUGCUUAAAGACAAAUUAAGUAUUUUUACAGCAAUAUCUGACUGGAGUGAAAAUUAAACCCAUGGCCAGUCUCUUCUCUCCACUCCGUUAUUUUCUCACAAAUAACUUUUUUCAUCCUUUUUUUAAUGAGAAAGAUUAGAAAAGGGAGAAGGGUCUCCAAGAUGUGAGAUUUGAUUAUAAAUAUAACGGUGUGCUUUGUAUGUAUCUUUAAAAUGUUUUUAUUGUAAAUAUAUAGAUAUAAAUAUGUAUCAUAUUGCAGUAAGUAGCAAUGUACUUUAAAAAUUCAUGAAAUAAUCUACGAACAAUGCAUUGCAAGUGGGCAUACACUGUUGAGAUCAUGUAAACAUUCAAUCUUAAAACAAGCAAAACAAAAGCUGUAUUUGAAUUUACAUGUAUAUUUGUAAAGCUAUUUAUAGACUAAAGGGGUUUUAAGGGGUCUGAAAUCAUAGUCUGGGUUUUGGUACUGUAAUCAAAAGAUUUUUCUUCUUGAGAUUUACAUUUCUUAAGUUAUUUACCACAGAAGUGCAAGAUUAUUUUUUUUUUUCAACUGGUGGGUUGUACUUAAUUUUUGCUCUUUUACUUCGUCCAUCUCUUUGUUUACAGAGACAAGAAUGUAUGAAAAAUGAAUUGGCAAUAUCAGCAGAGUAAAUCGAUGAAAAAGAACAUGAAAUAAGUAUGCCAAAUGUCCCUCUGCCCAGUAUUAAAUUUCAUGAUUAAAGGACCACAAGUGCAUCUCCUCUUGAGGACAAAGGGUACUACUUUUCACCAAUUUCUGUAUAUUGUUAAAACAGUUUUAAUUAUCCACAUUUGGGCUUCCAUGCAUGCAAUUUAUAGAGACAUCAACAGCUCACUGUAGUUUUAGAAAAGUACUGGUCUUCUCUAAGGCAUGGUGCUGUGGUCCUUCUAAUCUAACGCUAUAUGAAGGAAUGCUAUGAGGUAAAAUCUACAAUGGCAUAAACUGUAAUAGUAAUAGAUAUAUGGUGAAACCAUAUUAUGAAAGUUUGUUGUAAGGAUGCUCUUAUUUGCUCUUUUGCUAAAUGAAAAUGUAUAAUGUUAACAUUUUUGAGGUAAUCCUCUGGGUCGGUAUGAUUGCAAAGUGCCAAAAUCUUAAUCUUCCUCUAUGCUGUUGGAGUUUUAUGUUAAUGAGUACAGAACCUUUAUAGCUAUUCAAUUCUAUCGUGCAUGCUUGUCAGAUGAGUGUCUGUGGCCCCAGCGAAUCUAAGCAAAAGCAUUGUGGGAUAGCUUGGUCAUGUCUCAGAGUGUCCUUGGACAAUUGCAUUCAAGCAGAAAGCUGGCAAAAACAUAUAAUGGGAAUGAAGAAAGAGGAGACAGUAGGAUGAUUCGCUUGCUGCUAAAAUACGACAACUGUAGAUUUGAUACGAGAUGACUGUAAAGAGUGGAGCGGUCUCUCCCUCCUGCAAACCAUUGAAUUUUUGUACUUGCUAAGUGCCUGCGAGGGAGUUGAGUGGCUGAAUAUUGUGACAUGGUCUGAAUGUACAGCCACAAUAAUAAAAGAUAUAAGCAGGGUCUUUCAAAAAAGUUAUAAACAAAUUAUUUGUUAGGCACUUUGUUACCUUAAAGGGACAGUUCAUCCAAAAAUAACAAUUCUUAUCAUUUACUCACCCUCAUGUUGUUCCAAACCCAGACUUCUUUCUUUGGUGAAAUACAAUAAGAGAUGUUAGGCAGAAAGUUAGCCUCAGUCCCUAUUUACUUACUUUCCAUUGUUUUUCCACACAAUGAAGGUGGAUAGUGACUGAGUCAAGCCAAAUCAGUUUGAAAAGAUCUGUGGGAGAAUAAAUGAUUACAUAAUUUUCAUUUUUGGUUGAAUGAACCCUUUCAUUCUCACAUUGGAUUUUCAUUCAUAUUGAUGAUAUUGACUUCUUCCAGCUGUAGGACGUUAUGUUCUGGAUACAGUGUUUUGCUGUUUGUCCCUUAUGUGUGUAUGGAAUUAUUUGUUUACUGUUUGGUGUGGGACAGCAGGGCAAGUGUUCAGUCUUGGCUUCUUCUUUGGUACAACCUAUAAACUUUGGCUCACCUCUAUUUGCCCUUGUGUCCUCUGCUCUACUACUGAUCGCUCUCUUGCAUUGUUUCAAACAUAUCAGAACAAUGUUGCUGGUCCUUUUCCCUCAAUGAAAAAUCUACAUUAUUUAUUUCUUUGUAUUUAUGUUUUAUUUUAUUCAUUUUUUAUUUUUUUUUUUGUCUUAUCUAUCCUUAAAACAUCAGUUUAUUUUAAUGACCUUAAUGUUUAUUUUAUUCAAAAGGACGGCAUUCCUUGAUGCUUUUGUGUUUUAGGAUGGAGGUAGAGCCAUGAUGCGUUAAGGGGUUGAAGAAGGUUUUCUUUAAUGUUUACAUGAACUUCCAUACAGUUUUCAAGGACUAUGUUUUUUCCAGCACUUUUAAAGUGACUGGAUGAUUAGCAAUACUGGUGUGGUGUCAACACUUUCAUUCAUUUUACAGUCAUUUGUUCUUUUCUUCUUAAGCUCUAUUUGAUAGUGCCAUUCAGCUCUUAUUCAAAUUAAAAUAUUACAUUAAUUUAUAGAUUUAAAUUUGCAAAUUGAAAUUGUUUUAUGUUGAAUAGAUUUAUCUAGAUGUGUUUUCUUUUUAUAGGAAUGAAAGCUUCUUUACAGUAUUUUCUUACAAAAAGGAUUGCAUUGCAUUCCAGGUAGAUUUAUAUUUCUUUAUGCAGUGAGGUAAUAUGUUUGCAGAAUUAAAGUACCCAUGUCAUUCAACCUACAUUUGCUUCACUCUGUGUUUAACAAAAUAAUGGAAUAGUUGACUAACAGUUUUUUAAUAUGUUUUUUCUUUUCCAUAUUUCUGUAUCUCUGUAACAUUCCAUUUAUUUCAGUUGUGCCCCAUACCAGCUGUUGAACCUCUUUACACUCUAUCAGUCUGUGCCUGACAGAAUUAUGCUGUCAAUCAAAAUGUUUUUAAUAAACACAACAAAA